This is a messenger RNA of Tachyglossus aculeatus (Australian echidna), 2452 nucleotides long. It is a transcript of the gene NMUR1, whose product is annotated as neuromedin U receptor 1. Gene Ontology annotation, molecular function: neuromedin U receptor activity. Gene Ontology annotation, biological process: G protein-coupled receptor signaling pathway. The transcript has 3 exons. NCBI's taxonomy places the organism in Eukaryota, Metazoa, Chordata, Mammalia, Monotremata, Tachyglossidae. Bases 57 to 1424 code for a protein of 455 amino acids. The record is from RefSeq and is a predicted model, not a curated record. Gene Ontology annotation, cellular component: plasma membrane.
UCGGAUUAGCCGGUCCCGUCCGCUCCACUCUACCAGAAGCCUCGAGGACGGUCCAGAUGCCCGCACUGCCCAGCCGCCUCGGGGCCACGGAGGAAGCCGGGCAGGGCCGCCGAGGUGCCAGCCGAAGCAGCAUGGCCCAGACACCGCUCCUUGGAUCCAACCGGUCCGGCAACGGGAGCGACCCCCUGCCGAGCGGGGGGACCUGGGGAUCCCUUAGCCCCGAAGACCUGAACCUGACCGCAGAGGACCUACGCAUCAAGUACCUGGGGCCCCGGCAGUCGAACUUCUUCACCCCGGUGUGUGCCGCCUACCUGCUGAUCUUCGCCGUGGGGGCCACGGGCAACGCCCUGACCUGCGCGGUCAUCCUGCGGCACAAGGCCAUGCGUUCCCCGACCAACUAUUACCUGCUCAGCCUGGCCGUGUCCGACCUGCUGGUGCUGCUCCUGGGCAUGCCCCUGGAGCUGUACGAGAUGUGGUGCAACUACCCUUUCUUGCUGGGGGCCGGCGGCUGCUACUUCAAGAUCCUGCUGUUCGAGACCGUGUGCCUGGCCUCCGUGCUCAACGUCACGGCCCUCAGCGUGGAGCGCUACGUGGCCGUGGUGCACCCGCUCAGAGCCAAGUCCACCGUGACCCGGACGCACGCCCGCCGGGUCAUCGGGGCCAUCUGGGCCCUGGCGGUGCUCUGCUCCCUGCCCAACACCGCCCUGCACGGGCUGCAGGAUCUGGAGGUGCCGGGCUGGGGGACGGUGCCCGACUCGACCAUCUGCACCUUGAUCCGGCCCCGGGCCAUCUACAACGUGGUGGUGCAGGUGACCACCGUGCUCUUCUUCUUCCUGCCCAUGGCCACCAUCAGCGUGCUCUACCUGUUCGUCGGCCUGCAGCUGCGCCAGGAGAAGCUGCUGCAGGGGAUGGAGGCCAAGGCCGGGGGCACAGGCGGGGCUGGCCUGGGGGACUUCCACCGAGCCCGCCUGCGGCAGGAAGCGGCCCGCCGUCGGCAGGUCACCAAGAUGCUCUUCGUGCUUGUGGUGGUAUUUGGGAUCUGCUGGGCCCCAUUCCACACUGACCGCCUCAUGUGGAGCUUCGUGUCCCACUGGACCGAGGAGCUGAUCCAGGCUUUCCAGUAUGUGCACGUGGCCUCCGGCAUCUUCUUCUACCUCAGCUCAGCCACCAACCCGGUGCUCUACAGCCUCAUGUCCAGCCGCUUCCGAGAGACCUUCCGGGAAGCCCUUUGCCACAGGGGUGGGGGCUGUCAGGGACCCACCCACCUCUCCUCUAUCAGCCUGACCCGGACCACCACGCGCAGCACAAUGUGUGAGCUGGGACUCCUGGGCCAAGGAGCCCUCCCCCUUACUGAAGGUGAGGGCCAAGACCAGGAGCCUUCUCCUGUGGAGGAGGAAGAGGACCCUAAAGACCCUUUCUCCUGAGGGGGUGAGUCUGGAAACAUCUCGGACCCAGGAGGAAGCCCAAAACUGCAUUCGUUUGCGGGAAAUCUGAAACUGCUUUUGUUGUAGGGGAGCCUGAAACUGUCUUUGCUUGCAGGGGAGCCUGAAACUGCCCUCGCUCCCCAGGGAAGCCUCAAGCUGCCUUUGCUUGCGGGGGAGCCCGAAACUACCUUCUCCUGAGCAGGAUUCAGAGAGGUUGUUUUUUCUUUUUUUUUUUUUUUUUUCCUGAAGCUGAACUCAAAACUGUCUUUUCCCAAGAGGAAGAACUUGUCGGUCUCCACUCCAAAUAUCCCCGCUUCAUGUAGCAAAAGCUCAGGUUGGAUCUUUAGCCUCUCCCAUCUCCCAUCCUCUGAAAGGAUGCCUUUCCUAUUGAAAGGGAUUUCAGGUGGAACCAAUCCUUUCAACCCUCACUCUCCCCACCAGCACCAACUUGUCCCUGACAACUUCCCCCUCACCCACACACAUACACUCUCUGCAGCCCUGUAAAAGCAGUGUGAGCAGCAUUCUCACCAUCACACACUGUAGGUUUUUUUAAGCCCCCCCCCCCCCCAAAUAUUCACAACACUGCCACACACAAUAAAACGCCUAUCAUCCCCAACGAGAGGCCCCAUUCCAAGAAAACUGUGGUUUUCUCUCCCCUUGCCCUGUACGCAUGAUUGCCUGGCCGCUUGUUUCCUCUUUCCUUCUCUGACCUAUCCAUCCGUCUGCUUUCGUGGGUUUCCCUUUGAUUUUGAUUCUCUGUGGUCACCUCCUCUUUCUUGCUUUCACGCUCUCCCUUCUCUAGUACAGUGGUCUGGGUCCGUCUGUUUGUCUGGCUCUCUGUCUGCCACCUGAAAGGAACGCAUCUACCAACUCUGUUGUAUUGUACUCUCCCAAGUGUUUAGUACAGUGCUCUGCACACGGUAAACGCUCAAUAUAUACCAUUGAUGGGGAUGAUGAUGAUGACGUGUACAUAGCUCGCUAUUUAUAUAAGAUCUGAGCAACUCUUCAAUUAAAAUAAAAUUGCAAAU